Molecule: messenger RNA, 2475 nt
Organism: Gekko japonicus
Lineage: Eukaryota; Metazoa; Chordata; Lepidosauria; Squamata; Gekkonidae
Gene: DKC1
Product: dyskeratosis congenita 1, dyskerin
Exons: 15
Coding region: 1-1554 (517 amino acids)
Biological process (GO): snRNA pseudouridine synthesis; rRNA pseudouridine synthesis; box H/ACA sno(s)RNA 3'-end processing
Cellular component (GO): box H/ACA snoRNP complex
Molecular function (GO): RNA binding; pseudouridine synthase activity
Source: RefSeq, a predicted model, not a curated record
AUGGCGGGGGAGGCAGGCUCUGUUUCUAAGAAACACAAGAAGAAAAAAGAAAAGAAAUAUUUGCCGGAUGAAGAUGUUGCUGAUAUACAGUGCACAGAAGAAUUCCUUAUCAAGCCUGAAUCCAGAGUGGCUCAGCUGGACACAUCACAGUGGCCGUUGCUUCUCAAGAACUUUGACAAGCUGAAUGUGAGGACGGCACACUACACGCCCCUUCCUUCUGGCUCUAAUCCUCUAAAAAGAGACAUUGCUGAGUAUGUAAGGACGGGCUUCAUCAAUCUGGAUAAACCCUCCAACCCUUCUUCCCACGAGGUGGUGGCCUGGAUCCGCCGCAUCCUUCGAGUUGAGAAGACCGGACAUAGCGGCACACUGGACCCCAAAGUGACAGGGUGUCUGAUUGUAUGCAUCGAGCGAGCAACACGCUUGGUGAAGUCUCAGCAAAACGCAGGCAAAGAGUAUGUGGGAAUCGUUCGGCUGCACAAUGCAAUUGAGAGUGAGGUUCAGCUUUCAAGGGCAAUAGAAACACUGACAGGGGCCCUCUUCCAGCGGCCCCCCCUCAUCGCGGCAGUGAAGAGGCAGCUGAGAGUCCGAACCAUCUAUGAGAGCAAAUUGGUCGAAUAUGAUCCUGAAAGAAGAUUGGGUAUCUUCUGGGUGAGCUGUGAAGCUGGCACCUACAUCCGAACCCUGUGCGUCCACCUGGGCUUAUUGCUGGGUGUCGGAGGGCAGAUGCAGGAGCUCCGGCGAGUCCGCUCUGGGGUCAUGGGAGAAAAGGACCAUUUGGUGACCAUGCAUGAUGUGCUGGAUGCUCAGUGGCAGUACGACAACAACAAAGACGAGACUUACCUCCGGAGGGUGAUCUUCCCCUUGGAGAAGCUGCUGACGUCCCACAAGCGGCUGGUUAUGAAAGACAGUGCGGUGAAUGCUAUUUGCUACGGUGCGAAGAUCAUGCUUCCUGGUCUGUUGCGUUACGAAGACGGCAUUGAGCUCAACCAGGAGAUAGUUGUCAUCACCACAAAAGGAGAAGCCAUCUGCACAGCCGUUGCCCUCAUGACGACUGCGGUGAUCUCCACGUGCGACCACGGUGUUGUGGCGAAGAUCAAGCGUGUGAUCAUGGAAAGGGACACUUAUCCUCGCAAGUGGGGGCUUGGCCCGAAGGCAUCUCAGAAAAAGAUGAUGAUCAAGCAAGGUCUGUUGGAUAACCAUGGCAAGCCGAACGACAAAACUCCACAAUCCUGGGCAGAGGGCUACGUGGACUACAGUAGGGUUGUCCCUAAGGAGGAGGUAGAACAGGAAGUUGUCCAAGCGGAGCCAGAGAGGGCACCAAAGAGAAAGAGGGAGAUGGAGAGUGACGGAGAACCUGGAGAGGAAGCCUCUUCUCCCUCAGCUUCUCCAGAGCCACAGGCGGAGAUCAAGAAGAAGAAGAAAAAGAAGGAGAAGAGGAAGGUGGAAUCUGCCGAGAGUAGCAGUGAGGUGACUGAAGUGGUCAGCGACACCAGUGCAAAGAAGAAGAAGAAAAAGAAAAAGAAGCAAAAAGAAAUGGAGGAGAGUUCGGAGUAACCCGCUAGAGCAGGCAGCCUGGACCAUCUUGGGAAGGAGGAGUCUGAAAGGUCGUAAAGGAAGCAGCAGACCGGCUCAACGUGCAGAGACUUGGCUGCUCAAAUGUAUCGUGUACCUGGCAAGCCCCCUCCGUCCUGUUGUAAGGAUAGCUGGAGGAAUUGGGGCAGCAGAGCUACCCGGCAGACGGUGCUGUUUCCUGAGGAGGAAUGGCUGUGGACUUGGGAGGCCUCCUGUAUGUGGGGAGUGGAACAAAAGGAAACUUGAAUUUGACAGCACCUGUAGAGUCUCCCUGCUCUCUCCCCCUCCCCGUUCUGCAUUUUCGUCUUUAAUAUCUGCUGGAUGGCCUUGGCCACUUUGCCUGUUAGUGGGGGCAAAGAGCUUAAAGGAGGGGCUUUUGGAUGUCCAAAUGAUCAGAAGCUCCAUUAUUUUUAAUGCUUUCCUGUACGCUUUGACUCUCUAAUGAAUUGAGUCCAAACAUUUCCCUCUCAGGGUUCCUUUUUUCCCUUUGUUUUUUUAAAGCAAAUAACUCCUUUUGUGAGAAAGAGCAUAAGCUUUGGUCAUGACAUAGCUGUGGUCUCAUUUCCUUUAUCUGCUAGCUCCCCUUUUCUUUGGCCCCAGACAUCUUCGUCCAUUUGUCUGGUAUCUUCCUGUUCUUGUUGGGACCAGCUGGCAAUGAAAUCUGAAGCUAUGAAUGGACAAAGUUUGCUCAUUGGCCAGUUCUGGCCCCUGAACAGAAGCAGGAGGAAACUUGAGGUCUUUUGCUGGCUGAAGAGGGGGUGGGGAGGGAGUGCAAACGGAUUCCCCUUUGCCUAUCUGCAGAGGUUGCUGUCUUCUGAGCACUGCAGUCCCUGUCUGGGGCUAGGGUCAUAUAGGCCCCUCUAUUCCCCCCCCCAUUGCUUGGCAGAGUACCAAAGUUUGGUU